Molecule: messenger RNA, 873 nt
Organism: Guillardia theta CCMP2712
Lineage: Eukaryota; Cryptophyceae; Pyrenomonadales; Geminigeraceae
Exons: 8
Coding region: 1-873 (290 amino acids)
Source: RefSeq, a predicted model, not a curated record
AUGCAGAAAUUCCGGAUUUUCGUGCGAUUUACUACAUCCAAGGUGCCCAAGGGUAUGAAUCGAUUCAGUACAGGUAGGACUGAAUAUGCCAUGAUGUGGAAGUUGAGCGUGUGGUCGAUGUUCUCAUGGGGAUGCCUCCCAACUCCCAAGAAGUUUUCGUAUCCGCGGACGGGAGUGCCCAAGGACAACAGCCCCUCAGCUUCCGUCCAGGAAAGUGAUUUUCUCGCUGUGAGCAAUCGCGAUCACUUUCGUUCCUCGUCAGGUGAGGAAUCUGAACUCGAUGAUGCGUUGUGGGUCAUUCCCUGCCAACCAGCUCAGAGCUCUGGCGCUCUUGAAGCCCAGGGAUCAGGAGUGGUUCAGAGCCAUCGAAAUGCGGGCAUAUCGAGCUGCGGAUUGUUCAGCAUGGAUUCUCUAGAACACGCAUCUCCUCACAAGGCUUCUCGUCCCAAGACCAUUGCGUUAAGACCUGAUCGCCGAGUCGCAAGGGAUUUCUUUGAUAAGGAAUCGACACCCUCUUCCUUCAUGGACCUCACGAUGACGGCUUCAGCCAUGAAGAUCCUUGAGAGCAAGGAAAAGACCAACAACGUGUUACACCGAAGGGAGGAGAAACAUGAGCAGACGCCUGAACAGGCUGCAGAGAAACAUAACAGCUCAUCUCCGAAAAGAAGCAAGUCCGCAAUGUCCGUGAGGCAUGGAAGGUUGGUCUUGAAGUCCGUGGAGCAACCUUUCACAGCGCCACGGGGGGUGCGGUACACAACAAUGACGAGGAGCGGGCCCUUCCGGGAAGAUUUCAAACCCAACGGCUCGCUGUUCUUCCGGAAACAUUACAUCAAGAACGAGAGUCUGCAAGAGUCUGGAUUAGAGGAUUCCUGA